Acaulospora colombiana is the source of this 1574-nucleotide messenger RNA. The record is from the annotation of a GenBank genome assembly. NCBI's taxonomy places the organism in Eukaryota, Fungi, Glomeromycota, Glomeromycetes, Diversisporales, Acaulosporaceae.
UGGCACGCCACCGCCCACGGGCCCAGCACAAUCAACGCUGUCAGAUUCUGGUGGAAGAGACGACAAAAGACCGUUGUGGAAACGGAUGGCAGCUGCUGCGAGUGCAAACGGGAGUAUAACCGGAACCGGUGGAAGUAGUACGAGUGGAAAUGAGCGAGCAGACCAGACUAGGUCAUACAAAGCAGCUGUGUUCUAUAAACGCGCGCAAGAGUUGGCGCGUGGCUAUUACGGCCACCCCCAACCAGGAAAUUAUCCUAAUCAGCAGUUUAUUCCUCCGCAACAAAACGUAUACCCUCAAUACACACAACUACAAUACCAGCAACAACCAUCGCCAGUGUUUGCAGGCCCUCCUGGCCAUGCGGCUGGUGGCUACUUCUCAGCAUCUCCUACUGUCCCAGCUCAACACGCUGUGGCUAAUUAUGGGCAGUUGCCUCCUACACCUCAUCAACAACCCCCAAUUGCACAACCACCACUAGGAGAUACUAGCAAGAGACCUCUUCCAACGCCGAUCUCUCGGUCAAGACCUGCAAGCCAAGUCUAUCCAUCUACCCAAGCCUUACCAACCUUCGGUAAUCAACCACCUGUCAGCUCAGGGUUCAUUCCACCCACAAACCAUCAACGAAAUUUCUCUGUUGACACUGUUCCUACCGCGUAUAACGCGUAUGGAGGCGCGUUCAACCAGCCUAAUCCGAUUCCGCAACCCAAUGGAUUCACCCCUCGUCCUAUGAGCAUGCAUGGAAUGCCUACAAACUGGAACGUGUAUCCAGCUGGGGCAAAUCCAAUGCCUAGCGCCUUCAACGUUCCUCAAGUAGGAACCUCUGCACCUGUGCUCCCUGCUCAACAGCAAGGUCUAGGUCGAUCAAACGUACCGUCACCUUCCAUAGUCAUUCCGAACAUCCCACAAACCAGCACAGCUGGAGCUCCUGUUUCACCUGGUCAGCCAGGUGCGGAUGGAAAGCGCCCUUUACCCACACGACCACCUGGGCAGAGUCAGCCUACGACUCCCAAUGAGAUCCCUCCUCCACUUCCUUCCAAGAGUCCAAAUCAGGCACCAGUCAGCUCAGGUAAAAGGGCGCUACCAGCCUCUCCCUCUUUACCACUCGUCCCACCAACCUCAGCUGCACGACCCGCUGCUGUGGGACCUUCAGGAAGUCAGUCCCUCCCAACCCUUGCUACCUCUCCGGUUCCAAAUACAUCUCCUCCCCCGGCCACAAAUGAUUCCACAAGUUUUUCAAGUCCAACCAAGCGGGCUCUGCCAACAGCACCUGGAGGAGGGGGAAUCACACCUGGUCGUUCCUUCACUUUACCGCAACCAGGCACUUCUUCAUUACCUCAACAGCCGCCUGCGACAAUGGGGCAGCCCCAGUCAUUCAAGGUUGUGACCCUGCCUAGUUCUUCUAUGGAUGCCCCAACACUUCCCCCUUCUUCGACACGCUCGGCACCGACUCCCACCCCCGCUGACAUCCCGAGUUCCACACCAUCCUCGUACGCAUCUGCACGAUCAACCUUCACUUCUAGUAUCAGUGGCACGCCACCGCCCACGGGCCCAGCACAAUCAACGCUGUCAGAUUCUG